Molecule: messenger RNA, 648 nt
Organism: Neolamprologus brichardi
Lineage: Eukaryota; Metazoa; Chordata; Actinopteri; Cichliformes; Cichlidae
Source: RefSeq, a predicted model, not a curated record
AUGGGAGUGCUCCUGGCUCUUCCAGCUGUGUUGUUGAUUAAAGUAAACACUGAUGGAGGGGGAACAACGCUGAGCUGCAACAAGCUAAUAGAACACAUCAACCAGCAUCAGAGGAAAGCGUGUUCUCCAGCAGGCGUGCUGUCCUGCAAGAUAACUGCACACUUCCUGAGAGGUCUGUUAGGUGCCAGUGUACGUUGUGGACAACCAAGAUAUGAAGUCAACAAAGCCUGGUCUCAGAUCAGCGUGCAAUGUCCUGUUUUGUUGAUCUCCACAGUGCACUGGUGGCAGCGUCUCCGUCCCGUCCUGUUGUCACUGUGGCGUCGUCUGUGUGAUGAACAGACGCUGCCGGAGCAGCUGCAGCUCCUCGCAGAAUGUCAGCACUGGGCCUGCAGUUUGGAGAAAGGCCAGCUGCUGCAGAUGCCUCCAGCUGCAGCUCUGCUGCUGGCGGCCAGCCUUCAUCGUGUCUGGCGAGGCUGUGAGGCAAACAAGCCGAGCUUCAAAGCUGCUUUGAAUUUCCUGCGACCAGACAGAGACGCCAAAUACAGACAGGUGCUCGUUUUCCUUCUUUUCCUGUGCGUUAACGACCACCUGACAACACUGCUAUAUCCUCAGGUAACUGACCACCUAAACAACAACGCUGGAAUUUAG